Molecule: messenger RNA, 722 nt
Organism: Durusdinium trenchii
Lineage: Eukaryota; Dinophyceae; Suessiales; Symbiodiniaceae
Source: the annotation of a GenBank genome assembly
AUGAAGGAGGUAGAAUGCUGGGACGCCCAUGUCAAAGCUCUACACAAAGCGAAAAAGGACGAAACCACAGCCAUUCGCAAAGCAGAAGAGAAAGCAGAGAAAGCAAAGAAGUUGGCUGAACAGAAAGCUGCGGAGAAACAGCAAAGGGAGCUUGAGAAGCAGCGAAAAAAGAAUGCAGAGGAGGCAGCUAAGGCUGCGGCUCAAGCGGGGGAAGAGGUUCCGUCUCCGCUAGGACUAGGGCAGCAGAAGAAAAGGCGCAGGACUGGCGGCCAGUCAGAAUUGACAGAAGAUGAUCCUACCAUAUUGCGUGAGAUGUCAACAUUUUCCGCCGGUUCAAUGGUCUUCGCCGACAAUCUCCAGGAUUUUGGCCGACGUGUUUGCCUAUAUCCUGAUGUGCCUUGUGGAGUUAGGCUGAAGAAAGGUCCUCUUGCCAAAGCGCUGGAAGCUGAUCCAUCCAUUGAUUCAAAAACGCUUCAGCAAUUGAAGAAGAACAUCAGUGCUGAUGCAACCGAUUUCUAUGACAAAGCCCGGCAGCAGUUUAAAGAUCCUUCUGGCAAAGACCGCGUGAGUGCAUCAUUGCCUGGUCCCGCAGCAUCAUUGGGCCUGGACAACUUCUUGUCACACACGGUGGAAGAAGUCAUGAUGUCGCACCAGAUGCAGGCAUUGAAUCAUGGGAUCCUGGAUCGGCAGUAUGUCACAACGGUGAUGCUUGACUCUGCCGA